Molecule: messenger RNA, 1050 nt
Organism: Penicillium atrosanguineum
Lineage: Eukaryota; Fungi; Ascomycota; Eurotiomycetes; Eurotiales; Aspergillaceae
Product: class I SAM-dependent methyltransferase
Exons: 10
Coding region: 1-1050 (349 amino acids)
Source: RefSeq, a predicted model, not a curated record
AUGGUCGACGAUUCGAUUGCGCCCGAUCCGGACUUAUAUUCCAGUCAACCGACCUAUUACCCAGAUGACUGGCAAUCGGAAACCACUUCGAUCGGCUCUUCGAUCUAUCGAGGUCUGAUGGAAAAUGGCCGACGGUAUCAAACUCUCAGUGAGAAGGAAUAUCUCGUUCCCUCCGACGAUCAAAUGUUCGAGACUUACGAGGCUGGUCAUUUGGUCGCGAUGGUGUUAGACUCGGAUAAGGAGAAUCCACUGUUUCGAUCGCCCGUAGGAUCUCAGCCCAAGCACGUCCUCGAUAUUGGAACGGGCAAGGGUAACUGGGCCAUCGAUGUCGCGGAUAUGUUUCCUGAUGCGACCGUUCGCGGUGUCGACCUCUUCCCGCCUCCCGUCACUUGGAUGCCACCGAACUGUGUGCUGGAAGUCGACAACAUCCUUAAUGAAUGGACAUGGCGAGAGCCCUUCGACUUGAUCCACAUGCGGAUUAUGACCGGCUCCUUCGACUCCGCAGAAUGGGAUCGAGUCUACAAGGCAUGCUACAACAACCUCCGCCCAGGCGCCUGGAUCGAACAAAUCGAAGCUAGUCCGUACAUUGAAUGCGACGACGGAAGCUUGCCAUCUGACAAUGUUCUCUGCACUUGGGGCCCUAACGUCUCAGACUGCGGUAAGCGCGCAGGGCGGGAUCUUGACAGCAUCGACACCAUGCAGGAGAGCAUUCACAAGGCUGGCUUUGUCGAUAUUCAAGAGCAGUCUUACAAGUGGCCUAUUGGUCCCUGGGCCCGCGAUCAGAAGUACAAGGAGGCUGGUAUCGUCAACUACCAGCACUGGCUUUCUGGUAUGGAGGGAUGGUGCAUGUGGCUGCUGACGAAAUUUGGAACUCCCAAGCCCUGGACGAAGGAGGACGUUCAGGUCUAUAAUGCUAAGCUGCGCACCGAGCUCAAGAACCCGCAUUUCCACAUCUAUCAAAGAGUGCGACGAGUGUGGGCGCGUAAGGCCAUGCAAGAUGAACUCACCGGCAAGACCCCGGAGAAAGCGAUCAAGGUCGAAGAUGACUGA